GAACUGCUCGGUUGUCUCUCCGGUGGUGGUAAAGACGAUGAAGAUGGUUGUGUCCCAUUUGGAGGAUGAGGUAUUGAAGAAGAUGAAGAUGGCUGCCUCAUUAUCGGAGUGUGAGGUCUUGAGGAAGAUGAAGAUGGCUGUGUCUCGAUCGGAGGACGAGGCCGUGAGGAAGAUGAAGAUGGCUGUGUCUGCAUUGGAUGGUGAGGUCUUGAGGAAAAGGAAGGUGGCUGCGUCUGCAUCGGAGUGUGUGGUCUUGAGGAAGAUGAAGAUAACUGCAUCGGAGGACGAGACCGUGAGAAAGGUGAAGAUGGUUGUGUCUGCAUUGGAGGGUGAGGUCUUGAGGAAAACGAAGGUGGCUGCGUCUGCAUUGGAGGGCGAAGUCGUGAGGCAAACAAAGAUGGUUGCGUCUGCAUUGGAGCGCGAGGCCGUGAGAAAGAUGAAGAUGGUUGUGUCUGCAUUGGAGGGUGAGGUCUAGAGGAAAACGAAGGUGGCUGCGUCUGCAUUGGAGGGCGAAGUCGUGAGGCAAACAAAGAUGGUUGCGUCUGCAUUGGAGCGCGAGGUCGUGAGGUAGAUGAAGAUGGAUGCGUCUGCAUUGGAGGAAGAGGUCGUGAGGUCGCUGAAGAUGGUUGCGUUUGGUUUGGUGUUUCGUCCGAACGUUGGGUCGCUACAAUAAUGAAACAACAAGAACAUGACGUGAGUAAUAAGAAAUCUAAAAUCCAGAAUAACUGUGUUACAAAGGAACCGACUUUGAUCCUUAAUUUUAGAGAUUCUUAAAACUACUCAUAUGGUUAAAGUUAUGUGUGUUGAUAAUAUUUUCUUACUGUUUUAGCUAGGUUUAAGUGAACAGAGUACUAGUGGAUUAUUGAAAUUAAAGACUUACAUUCAACAAUUAAAGGAGAAGUUGAUUCUUGAAAAGACAAUAAUGAAACAACAAGGACA
Arabidopsis lyrata subsp. lyrata is the source of this 939-nucleotide messenger RNA. RefSeq lists its product as uncharacterized. The record is from RefSeq and is a predicted model, not a curated record. Lineage: Eukaryota; Viridiplantae; Streptophyta; Magnoliopsida; Brassicales; Brassicaceae. The coding region runs from base 38 to 475 and encodes 145 amino acids. The transcript has 2 exons.